UGUUCCAAGCAUUGGUUUUAAUUUUAUUUAAUGAUAGUGAUAACCUUUCGUUAGAAGAUAUUAAAACCGCUACAAAUAUCGAAGACGGUGAACUAAGAAGAACACUGCAGUCCUUGGCAUGUGGAAAAGCUCGUGUUCUUCAAAAGAAUCCGCGUGGUCGGGAUGUUGCCGAUAAUGAUAGAUUCGUUUUUAACGCAGAAUUCACAAACAAACUGUUCAGAAUUAAGAUCAAUCAAAUCCAAAUGAAAGAAACGAAUGAAGAACAAAAAGCAACAGAAGAAAGAGUAUAUCAAGACAGACAAUAUCAAAUAGACGCUGCUAUUGUUAGAAUUAUGAAAAUGAGAAAAACUUUGACCCAUAAUCUUCUCAUCAGUGAAUUGUAUAAUCAAUUGAAGUUUCCUGUAAAGCCAGCAGAUUUGAAAAAGCGGAUUGAGUCUCUUAUAGAUAGAGACUAUAUGGAGCGAGACAAAGACAACGCAAAUCAAUACAAUUAUGUUGCGUAACCUAAAGCAAAUGCCAAAGUUAUAUUGACUUAUAAAAUUGACGCUAAUUUUUCUAGCAAAUUCAAUCUAUCACAAUUGGUGUUUGUCCAUCGUGAAUGUGAACGAGUUCAAACGAGAGAUUAUAUAAUCAAUCCGACUGUUCAGAUAAAGUUAUAAUGUGUGUGAUCGAAGGAAAAAGACUUGGUUCAGUGAAUUUCCCUGUUUGGUUUUUAGUGUGCAAGAGACAUUGAACGGUUAGAAUCCUUUUUUAACCAGUGUUCCGAGUUUGCGAAAUAAGAUAAAAAGGACAUAAUGAUAGGCAAAAGAAGCUUGAUGUAAUGUCCUAGAAUAUAACAAUUUUUUAUGCAACACAAUUUUUCACAGCUACUUACGAUUAAGAGGAUGUAAUAAAGAAUGGAAAAAUGUAUACAUACUGUGACACUAUCAUAAAAAUAGAAAAUAAGAGUGCAAUCGCAAUAUAAUUAGUUAAUUCAAAAACUGAACAACACAUAGUACAGUAUUUAUAACAAAAAUAAAAGAGCGUCUACUAUACGCGCGCGCGUACACACACACACACUCACACCU
Molecule: messenger RNA, 1067 nt
Organism: Cyphomyrmex costatus
Lineage: Eukaryota; Metazoa; Arthropoda; Insecta; Hymenoptera; Formicidae
Product: cullin-4A-like
Exons: 3
Coding region: 243-503 (86 amino acids)
Biological process (GO): ubiquitin-dependent protein catabolic process
Cellular component (GO): cullin-RING ubiquitin ligase complex
Molecular function (GO): ubiquitin protein ligase binding
Source: RefSeq, a predicted model, not a curated record